Molecule: messenger RNA, 3206 nt
Organism: Cheilinus undulatus (humphead wrasse)
Lineage: Eukaryota; Metazoa; Chordata; Actinopteri; Labriformes; Labridae
Exons: 3
Coding region: 78-1355 (425 amino acids)
Source: RefSeq, a predicted model, not a curated record
GUUUUCUUCGUAUAUUUAUUUCAAAAGCAUCUGGCUGCAGACGAUUUGUUGGACUUCCGUGGUGACAAAAAAUUAAAAUGCACCACUCCAUAAUUAUUAAAGGGACCAGGCUGGGGCCCACGACCCCAUCAUCCUCUGAGUUUGGAUGUCCUCUGUGUCCCAGAUUCAGAACAGCAAAGGCAAGUGUGAUUAAGAGACACCUGGAAAACCACGCCACAAAUGGAGUACAUUUUCACAAUACAAUAAUCUGCAGAUGCAACCAGACAUGUCGAGAUAGAGGUCAUUUUCACUGUCCAUUUUGUUUUAAAACAAUGCAGCGCAAAGAGGACAUGAAAUUUCAUGUGACUGGAUGUCAAAAAAGGUGUGAUAUGGUGCAAUCCACAUCAGUGCCACCUUUUCUUAAAAGUGAACCAUCCUCACCACAAGAACCUAAGUCAGUGACCCACCCUCCCUUAUCAGCCCUGGAGGAUUGUAGUCCACCAUCAGUGAGUCUUGAACAGUCAUACACACCGCUACCCUCAGCUUGUCCGUCACAUUCAGGUACAACUUCAGAGCCUCCCGGGUCCUGUUCUUCUUCACCUGAGGAAGCAGUCAUCUUUGCAUCACAGACUGUGGAACCGCCAUCAGCAAGGGUUGAUCAUUCAUACACACUUCCACCCUCAGCUCGUCCAUCACCAAGGGAGACCUGGAUUACAGCUAGUCCCUCACCCUCAGAGAUCUCUUUUCCAAGGGGGACCUGUAUUUCAGCUUGUCUGCCACCUGCAGGUACAACUUUAGAACCUCCUGUGUCCCAUUCUUCUUCACCUGAGGAAGCAGUCAUAACUGCAGCACAGACAGCAAAUACUGUGGAACUGCCAUCUCUGAUAGAUGAUCAUUCAUACACACGUCAACCCUCACCUUGUCCGUCACCUGAAGUUACAAUCUCACUGCCUCCUGACACUGAUUCGUCUUCACCUGAGGAUGAAGUCACUUCUGCACCUAAGACAGCAAAAACUGCAGUACUGGCAGCUUCACAUGUGAAGUGCCCUCACUGCCCCAUGGUUCUGUACAAAAAGAAUUUGGUUUUACAUAUACGAAGAAAACAUGAGGGGCCAAAAGUCAUUAGAGUAGCAUCUUGCCGUAAACGUGCACAUGUUGACAAAAGUCAUGGCCAGAAAAACCCUUGUGGUUUCAGUAUGCCAGUGCAACGUAAAACACUGGGCCAGCAACAUGUAACAAACCCCGAAAGAGAGGAUUGUCAGCAAUCUCACUUGUUUGCUCUGUGGAGCGGCCUUUCUCACAGUACGUGUGAUCAUGUCCGCUCACUUCAGGAACCACUUCAACACAAAGGCUACAGAGCUUACACAACGAUCUGAUGAAUGUAAGGAUUCGUUCUAAACGAUUAUACCUGUGACAGAAGCCAUCUACCUCACUGAGGCUCAAACACUUAAAGCUGAGGAGUCUGCGUUUUAGUUUCCAGUGGAAAAUGGCAGUCUCCUCAGUCAUGUGUAUGAGUGUAUGAGUGGGUUACAUGACAUGUUUUUUAGUUCCAAGUGUCAAACUUAAAUAAAUAAGAAUUUAACUAAUCAAAAAUGUUUGAAAAUGUACACUACAUGAUGCUGUAAGUGAAAAUACUCUCCAUUUACUUAACCUAUCCUAUUACACCAAACGUUAUUUUUGUGUCAGUAGUGAUCAAAAACAUCUGCCCCAAAAAUGGAAAUCAUGCAGUAUGAAAGGAUUUUGUGAUAUUUUGAGGGUCAGUUAAUCUGAAAUAUUGGAAAGAGAGAUUUGAGUUUGACCAUAAAGUCAAACAAACUGGUGUUGUAGUGCUAGAGAACUGUCUUGGUCUUAAGACCAUGUUCAGGCUGGACUAAUGAUGUCAUUUUCAAAUGGACUGUUUUAGAUGAAUCAAUGUAGUAAUAUGACAUAAAACAGCUGCUGUUACAUCAAUGAUUUUUAUACCUCUUUUUAAAUCUAUCCAAGUGCCUUAUGUGUCAGACACCUGCAUAACCUUAGGGCUUAACAAACCAGUCCAUCUUAUUUCUAGCCAGAAAUACCUCUUAACACUUAUUUACGGCCUCAUUCACCAGACAGAUCUAGACUCACAUCUAAUUUUCAGAUCAUUCCAGACUUGUCAGUGGCUUUUUUCAUACAUACAAGGAUUUAUUUUGGACAGUUAGUCAAACAAAUUUAAGGGUUGAGUUUUUUGCAUUGUGUUGCUUUGAAAACAGAGUUGCAGACGCCUUGUUUUUUGCAGUCAAAUUUAUUUUAAAGCAAACUAAAAUUAAAGAGAGUGUGCUUUACUGUUCAACCUUGUUAUGAUUUUUUAAAAAUUGUUUUUUUAUGGUCUUGUCUCAGUUUCAACUCAGUCUUCACUCCCCAGAAGUCUUGGUCUUGGUGCACACAGGUCUUGGACAUGCAUGUCUUGGUCUCGGAUAAUGAGAUCUUGACUAAAACACUCAAGUAAGCAUCUCAAAAACACUAAUGACAUAAGGGUUGGCUGUCUGUUGUCACUACUGGUGUGAUGCUGUCUCCAUAAGAAUGGCUUCUUCUAUUUUGACGUAGCAUGAUGUAGCUCUGUGCUACCUUGUUACUGUAUAGGUAUACUGUUUGAAUGCUAACAUUUGACUCUGUAAAAACGAAUAUGAGGGCCGAAUUUAAAAUAUUCAAGUAACUUCUUAGCUUUUUUCAGAUAAGGGGCCUAACUUAAUACUUCAUGUUGCUAUUUGGUCCACAUAACAUGCAUCUGCGAUUGUUUGGAGAAUGCAAUGAUUGGGGAAUUCUUUUCACUUUAAUAAAGUACAAAGACAAGAUGUUUUAUGUUUACACUGAUUAACUGAUGCCCCUCUCAUACCUAAUCAUGUUACCUAUUUACCUGGCCACCUGUUGAAUUUUCCAAAAGAGGUGAUUUUUUUCAGCAUUCCACAGCUUUUCUAGUCAUUAGUUGCCUUUUGUCAACUUGUUUUAUGUGUUUCAGCUAUUAAAUUCAGUUUGUGUAUAAUUACAAAAAGGUUUAUCAACUUAAUAAAUAUCCCUUCCACUUCAGAUAACAAUAUGCUACCUUUCAAACUCAGAUCUCUAUAAACCAACGAUUGUGACACCUUCUAUUCUUGUCAUUAAAGGGACCCAAGUUCAAAGUACAUCUUUCUAUCUGGUUCUUAGCACUAAUAAUUCCCAAGUUGGUGGCAUUCUCUUUAACUGGAAUGUAACACAACACCAAUGAGCAA